AUUCCAGCACGUUGUGGCCUGGUCGUGUGCUUGUUUCACACAGGUUGUGACAACGCAUCUUCCACUACCAUACAGCCGUCUUCAGUUGUAUCAGAUGUAGUGAUACGUGCACCUAUUUUCUUUUCCCUUUUGUUAUUUUUGAAUAAGAUCAAACAAAGGGGCGAUCUGAAAAGUACUACAACGCGUCCUAGGAAAGUCUGCGACAGCCAGGAAGAUCAGGGGGAAAAUGGCGGUCGACAGACGAGACGAAAAGGAUGGAGAGCUCAAUGUCCUCGAGGAUAUCCUCACUGAAGCACCCGACCAAGACGACGAGCUCUACAACCCAGAGAGCGAGAUCAGCGAGAAAAAAGGAUCGAAAAGGAAGAACACCAGAGGGGGUGGACAGGAGUCCAAGCGCAUGAGGUCCUCAGGAGGUGGACACUCCACCAGGCAGCUGAUGAAGAGGGGACCCCCCUCCAGCGGGGCCAACGGGAAGAAACUGUCAAAUCCUCGGGGCCGACACACGGCAGAGGAACUGUACGACGACCGUAGGAACCACGGGGUAAGAGGAGGCCACUCCCGAGGACAGCCUUCGAAAGGCCACAGCGAAAAGCCCCUCACUCGAAGCAGAGACACACAGAGGAGGAUCAAGCCCCUCAUGCCGGAGCUGUCAGAGAAGCUCCGGCGCACCAGCGAGGACAGCGUGGGCCAUGUGAGCCGCUCGUCGAAAGACGAUGUCGCCCAUUCAGAGGAGUAUGCCUCCGAUCAGGAGUCCUCUGCCGCCUCCUCCGAAGGCCAGCGCUCCGACUUGGAAGAAGAGGUGGAGGAGGAAGAGGAGGAGGUGAUGGAAGAAGAAGAGGAGGAGGAAGAGGGAGAGAAAGAUGGCGAGGAGGAAGAAGAAGAGGAGGAAGAGGUAGAAGAAGAAGGCGAGGAGGAGGAAGAGUACGAGCUGGAUGAUGGAGAUCAGCGGGAAGAGGCAGAGCAAAAUGACUACGACACGCGCAGCGAAGCCAGCGACUCCCGCUCAGACUCCGUCUCCUUCUCCGAUGGCGAGUCUGUGCGCUCUGGGUCGGGCUCUGAGGCCUCAGGUUCGGAGAAAAAGCAUGAAAAGCUUCCAUCCUCUGUUCGUGCUGUUCGAAAAGAUCAGACAAGCAAGCUCAAAUACAUCAUUCGAGAUGCCAGAUUCUUUUUGAUCAAGAGCAACAAUCAUGAGAAUGUUUCUCUGGCUAAAGCAAAGGGCGUGUGGUCCACGCUACCAGUCAAUGAGAAGAAGUUGAACGCUGCCUUCAGAGCUGCCAGAAGUGUCAUCCUCGUCUUCUCCGUCAGAGAGAGCGGAAAGUUUCAAGGCUUCGCCCGUCUCUGCUCCGAGUCACACCACGGAGGCUCUCCCAUCCACUGGGUAUUGCCUGCUGGCAUGAACGCCAAGAUGCUCGGAGGAGUCUUCAAGAUUGACUGGAUCUGCAGGCGUGAGUUGCCCUUCACCAAAACUUCUCAUCUUUCCAACCCCUGGAACGAGCACAAGCCUGUGAAGAUCGGACGAGACGGACAGGAAAUCGAGCCAGAGUGCGGCACCCAGCUGUGCAUGCUUUUCCCCCCUGACGAGAGCAUUGACUUGUAUCAAGCCAUUCACAAAUUGCGUCACAAGAGGAGGAUGCACUCGGAGUCACGUUCCCGGGGACGGCCACCCCACCGCGAGCAGCCCGCCCCCCGCGACCUGGGAAGGCGUCGACCUGAAGAGUAUGACAUUCACAACAGGAAACGGCCCAGGAUUGACUAUCCACCAGAGUUCCCUCAAAGACCAGGCUUCAUGCAAGAUCCGCGUAAUCCACCAGUGGAUAGACGUUUUUCUGGAGUGAGACGGGAUGUCUUUCUCAAUGGGUCUUACAAUGACUACAUGAGGGAAUUCCACCACAACAUUGGGCCUCCACCUCCUUGGCAGGGAAUGGCACCAUACCCAGGCAUGGAGCAACCUCCUCACCACCCCUACUACCAGCACCAUGCGCCCCCUCCCCAGGCCCACCCACCCUACUCUGGGCACCAUCCCGUGCCCCACGACGCUCGCUUCCGAGAGAAACGGGUGGUGCGCUCGUCCUUCUCCAGUCUGGUAAUGACUCCAAUCCUUCCAGCUGCACAUGAUACACAUCACGACUAUGAUAUGCGUGUGGAUGACUUCUUGCGACGCACCCAAGCCGUUGUGAGCAGCAGACGCAGCCGCCCUCGUGAGCGGGACCGCCAGCGAGAACGUGAAAGGCCACGGGACGCUAGGCGGGACCGCGAGAGGGAGCGUGGACGUGAGCGGGACCGGGAGAGAGACCGCAUGAGGGAGCGCGACAGAGAGAAGGAGCGAGGCCGCUACCGCAGAUAAGGCGGAGGCCGUCAACAUAGUGGCAGUUCUGUUAUAAACCUCCUUCCUUUACCCGCCUCCCGUUUUCCAGUGCUUUAGUAUUUUUUAAGUGAUUGAAUUUCAUAACUUCUUAAUUUAAUCAAACAUGAUUUUUAUUUUCCGGUAAGCGUGUUGUGCAUGCUCUCGGUAUAAAACCAGACCCUUAUUUUCUCAGUUUUUAGCUCCCCCUCUUUUUUUUUAUUGCUGAAGGGCCUCGUCAUCAUGUGUUUAGGCUGGAGCCAGGAGAAAAAGCUGUUUUUCUGUACUUUUUUUACUUGUGUAUAUGUACAUAAUUGCAACAUUUGAACCCAUCAACCUUUCCCUUUGCUUUACUGUACGGUUCUUGUAUGAAGAAAAGUUUGGUAACCUGCACUUGCCACAGUGUCUUUGUGUUCUGUGUUAUAUUGUACAUGAUGUAAGCUAAAAGGAGCGUUGUACUGUACUAAUGGAAAUGACAGUGUUCUAGCAGUUACACCUCUUUUUUGGCUUUUAUUGUUUCCAGCUUUAUAGUGGAUUGUAAAAAAAUAUAUAUUGUGACGAAUCCACCUCUUGUCCUGAGUCUCCGUUCACUGCCGAAUGACUCAAUGUCUUGAAGAGUGAAGGCUACGAUUGCGCUGUGAAGACCUUUUUUGGUGAAAACAAGGUUGUAUCUUUUAUUGAUGCUUUUUGUACGCAAAAAAAUAAAACAAAGGCAUUUA
Molecule: messenger RNA, 3060 nt
Organism: Engraulis encrasicolus (European anchovy)
Lineage: Eukaryota; Metazoa; Chordata; Actinopteri; Clupeiformes; Engraulidae
Gene: ythdc1
Product: YTH N6-methyladenosine RNA binding protein C1
Exons: 16
Coding region: 227-2344 (705 amino acids)
Biological process (GO): mRNA splicing, via spliceosome; regulation of alternative mRNA splicing, via spliceosome
Cellular component (GO): nucleoplasm
Molecular function (GO): mRNA binding; N6-methyladenosine-containing RNA reader activity
Source: RefSeq, a predicted model, not a curated record